Triticum dicoccoides is the source of this 701-nucleotide messenger RNA. Its product is annotated as late histone H2A.2.2-like. The record is from RefSeq and is a predicted model, not a curated record. Bases 34 to 501 code for a protein of 155 amino acids. Lineage: Eukaryota; Viridiplantae; Streptophyta; Magnoliopsida; Poales; Poaceae. Gene Ontology annotation, molecular function: protein heterodimerization activity; structural constituent of chromatin; DNA binding. The transcript has 2 exons. Gene Ontology annotation, cellular component: nucleosome.
GCAGUUCCGAUCCAGCGCCAAAAUAACACGACGAUGGCUGCAGUUAGUUCCCCGUCGCCGGCCGACCUGAGAAGAAAAGAAGAAGAAGAAGAAGUAAAGAGGAGGAUACGAUGCGCGCUGUGGAACAUAGGCACGUCGUGGCCCCUCAAGGCCGGGAUCAAGUUCCCGAUCAGCCGCGUCGGCCGGUACCUCAGGCAGGGCCGCUAUGCGCGUCGCGUCGCGGCGCUGGCCCCCGUUUUCCUCGCCGCCGUCCUCGAGUACCUCGUCGCCGAGGUCCUGGAGAUGGCCGGCAACGCGGCCAAGGACAACAAGAAGAAGCUCAUCACCCCUCGCCACCUGCUUCUGGCCAUCCGCAACGACAACGAGUUCAGCAGGCUGCUCGCCGGCGUCACCAUCGCCCAGGCCGGCGUCGUACCCUACAUCAACCCGGUGCUGCUCCCCAAGAACAACAAGACCGCCCACAAGGCCGGCAAGUUCAAGUCCUCCAAGACUCCAAGUUAAACAAGGCCGCCACCGAUGAGACCCGCCCUGAUGGUUCAUGCAUGCUUUCUCUUGUCUGUCGGUAGUGUCCUUCUGAUUCUCGGUAGUAUAUAUAGUAUGUAAUGGUUCAUGGUUUCUGUUCAUCCUGUACUCCUGUAUCUUGUAUCCUAUGUAAUUACUAGGAUAUACGCCCGUGCGUUGCAACGGAAGAAAAAAAUUGA